Messenger RNA from Penicillium nucicola, 1776 nucleotides. RefSeq names its product CocE/NonD family hydrolase. The transcript is spliced from 3 exons. Gene Ontology annotation, molecular function: dipeptidyl-peptidase activity. The record is from RefSeq and is a predicted model, not a curated record. NCBI's taxonomy places the organism in Eukaryota, Fungi, Ascomycota, Eurotiomycetes, Eurotiales, Aspergillaceae. The coding region runs from base 1 to 1776 and encodes 591 amino acids.
AUGCCCAACCAGAUCAGAGACAUCGCAACCCGCGACGAGACCUCGUUCUCCUACAUCUUCGAGCAGAACCUCACCAUCCCACUCAAAGAUGAAUCAGGUCUGGUCCGAUGCAACAUCUACCGCCCCAAGACCUCAGAGAAGGUCCCUGUCCUCGUCACAUACGGACCCUACGGCAAGGAUAUCAGCUAUGAAGCCUUCCACCCGCAAAGCUUCAGCGAAGUAAACCCCGAGCAACGCUCCGAACACUCCGCCUGGGAAACGCCCGACCCGAAAUUCUGGACUAGCAACGGCUACGCCGUGGUGCGCGCCGACGAGCGCGGCACCGGCCAGUCAAUGGGCAAGCUGGACACAAUGUCGCGAGGCACCAGCGAAGCCUUCUUCGACGUCGUCGAGUGGGCCGCCGAGCAGCCCUGGUCCAGCGGAAAGGUCGGGCUCCUUGGGAUUAGCUACUACGCUGGGAGCCAGUGGCGGGUGGCAGCGCGGCAACCGAAGGGUCUUGCGUGCAUUAUUCCCUGGGAGGGGAUGUCCGACUACUACCGGGAUCGGUGUCGACAUGGUGGGAUCCUGUCGAACAAGUUCAUCAAGUUCUGGUGGGACCGACAGGUCGUCAGUAACCAGUAUGGACUUGGGGGACGGGCGGCGAGGAACUGGGGACCGGAUAGUAUUGAAGGGGAUUUGUCUGAUGAGGAGCUUGUGCAGAAUCGACAGGAUCAGACGGUUGAUAAUGUGGUGAAUCGGUUCCGUGAUGACUUGUACUAUGCCUCUAAGGAGUAUAGCAUGUCUGAUAUCAAGGUUCCAUUGUUGUCUGUUGCGAACUGGGGUGGAAUUCUGCUUCAUCUGCGUGGUAAUGUGGAGGGGUAUACACAUGCAGGCUCGGACUUGAAGUAUCUCCGCUUCGUCACUGGCCGACAUGACUUGCCGUUCUUUUAUCCAGAGGAGGUCGAGCUGCAGCGCAGUUUCCUGGACGCUUUCUUGAAGGGCGAGGACCGGGCCGGGUGGGCCGAUGGCACUGCGCCGAAGGUUGACAUGGUUCUGCGCAAGGGUGAUGUUGGACAUAACAACGCUGAAGCCGAGAAGACUUUCCCUCGACGUGUGGAGCAGGAGUGGCCGAUUGCUCGUACGCAGUAUACCAAGUUCCAUCUCACCUCGGAUAACGGGCUCGUCACAUCUCCACCGACGGAAUCUCGCUCAACAAAGAUCUCAUACCAGGCUCUUGGUAGCCUCGAGAACCCCCAGCUGGUCCAAUUCACGACCGACGCUUUCGAGGCCGAAACUGAGAUCACGGGCCACAUUGUCGCCCACUUGAAUGUGUCUAUGAGUGCAAACCCGGGCUCGGAAACGCCCCAGGACCUGGAUCUGUUCGUGACACUGCGCUAUAUCUCGCCGGCUGGAAACGAAGUCUUCUACACGGGUACAGCAGGUGAUCCGGUGCCAUUGUGCAAGGGAUGGCUGCGCGUUUCGAUGAGACAGGUCGAUACUGAGAAUUCUAAGCACCGGGAGUAUCUGCCUCAUCGGAAUUAUUACUCGACUGAUGUCAAGCCUGUUAUCCCCGGUGAGAUUUAUCCAGUUGAUGUGGAGGUUUGGCCGACAAACGUGGUCGUCGAAAAGGGUGGUAAGAUUUUUUUGGAGAUUGGAAGUGGUGAUACUCAGGGCUCUGGAAUUUUCCAGCACAACUCGCCUGAAGACCGGUCUGUUGAACGCUUCCAGGGCCAGAAUCACAUUCACUUUGGUCUUGCGGAGAAUUAUGUUACGCUGCCUAUUAUCCCGUCUGCUUAG